Cornus florida is the source of this 1894-nucleotide messenger RNA. Its product is annotated as putative FBD-associated F-box protein At5g56690. The transcript has 7 exons. NCBI's taxonomy places the organism in Eukaryota, Viridiplantae, Streptophyta, Magnoliopsida, Cornales, Cornaceae. Gene Ontology annotation, molecular function: protein binding. The coding region runs from base 229 to 1650 and encodes 473 amino acids. The record is from RefSeq and is a predicted model, not a curated record.
CCUAAUUUCUUCCGACACAUGGUUGAUUAACCCAGGCGCAUCAAACCAACUUUAAGUAUCCCAAUCCUAGAUUAAGUCUGAUUCUCCUUUGUUUCCACUUACCGAUCUUCCCAAUCGGAAUCCCUACGAUUUUAAGCGAAAGCAAAUAAGGGGAGAUCUAUCAAGCAGGGUUUGUUCUAACAUAAAUUAUUACAAGCUAAGGCAGGCAUAGACAACUGUGUAAUUAAGAUGAGGAAGAUUGCACGGUGUACCUCUUCUUUCAAGCAACAGAAGACAAAAGAGCAGCAUACGAAGGAUGGAAUUAGUGGAUUGCCAGACGAGAUCCUCAUUGACAUCCUGUCUCUUUUGACGCUUAAGGAAGCUGCAUGCUCUAGUAUUCUCUCACGCAGAUGGAGAUAUUUAUGGAGACAUACAACUGGUAGUUUCAACUUCGAUUUAAAUACAUUACUAGGAGCUCCUACAGAGAGGAUUUUUUUAUGUUCUGAACAUGAAGAAAAGCGUACUACAUAUACAAAUUGGGUUAAUGAAGUCUUGAAAUUGCAUCUUGGCACCCGUAUAGAUGAAAUGAGGAUUUAUUUUGAUUUCCGUGACCAAUACCCUCACGAUAUCAAUGAUUGGAUUAAGUUUGCUAUGGAAAAGGGUGCUCAAAGGUUUGAAUUGAAUGUGUUGGGUUACACUAUUCCCGGCCAGUGGCGUACAUUUUACAAUUUUUCAAGCGUGGAAAACUUCAAAAUCUUAUUUAGGACUUCACACAGUCAUCAUGUGUCACGGAGUAUUGGUUCUGCAGCUGGCUUUUGUUCCCUGACAGCUCUUCGAUUGGUUGGUGUUGAUAUCACGGAGGAGAUGCUUGAGAAUUUCCUAUUCAACUGUCCGUUUCUUGAACAAUUAGGCAUUGUGGGUACAAAAUGUCUGGUGAAUCUAAAAAUUUCUGGCCCGUCACUCAAAUUGAAAUGCUUAGAGAUAUCUCAAUGCUUGUCUUUGGAAAAUCUGGAAAUUUCUGCAAUAAAUCUUGUUUCAUUCGCCUACAAGGGACGAGAAACAGGUGUGCAUUUUAAGAAUGUUCCUCUACUCUCUGAGCUAUCAAUUGGGGGAGAAUUCUGUCCCCCCUUUGUUUUUGGAUGUUGCAAGCAUUCCAGCUCUCUUCCUCAAAUAGAAAAGCUCAAGUUAAAAUAUUUACAGGAAAUACAGCGGUUCCCCAAGUAUUGCCGUGAUCUAGGUAAUCUCAAGCAAGUGGAAUUUUUCUUUGUAGGAUCUGGUGGUGACUGCCUUCUGAGUUUCACUUCUGUGAUUAAGGCAUCUCCUAAUUUGUCUAAGUUUUCUGUUCGGAUGCAUCUUGCACCGGUUUAUAGAGAGAUAAUAAGGGAAGUUGAUGAAAGAACAUAUUUACAUGCUGUAAAAGAGGCGACUAAAUGUCAUCAUCAAUGCCUUAAGGUGGUGGAAUUGUGUGGGUUUAAUGGGAUUAGCGGAAGCGAAGUUGAACUUGUUUUGCACAUACUUGAGAUUGCUGCAUCACUAGAGAAGAUAAUUAUUGAUACUCGUCUUGUGAUACCCUCUGAAUUUUCGCGGGAAGCCCAAAUAGAAGCUGCUAGAGAGCGUGCCAGACAGUUGAAAACAAGAUUACCUGCAACCAUUGAACUUGUGAUUCUUUAGUUAUUAAAAAUAAUAAUAAUAAUAAUCCCAGUCCCAUGUCUUCUAGUUUGGAGGGUUACAACUUUAAGUGAUUAUCUAUUUAUUCUUCUCAGAUUAUUUAUAAUCUAAAAGGCAAUGUAUCUUCAGGGAUUACAACCGAAAGUAGAGAUGAGCUGCUAUUCUAUGACUGGCUGCGGAAAGUUUAACACAGUUUUGAAUUAUAAAACCCUGAAUGGAAAAUUUUAAAUUUCUUCUUUCUGAUGCA